Molecule: messenger RNA, 2702 nt
Organism: Ciona intestinalis (vase tunicate)
Lineage: Eukaryota; Metazoa; Chordata; Ascidiacea; Phlebobranchia; Cionidae
Biological process (GO): intracellular signal transduction; protein phosphorylation; positive regulation of apoptotic process
Cellular component (GO): nucleus
Molecular function (GO): protein serine/threonine kinase activity; ATP binding
Source: RefSeq, a predicted model, not a curated record
AUUUACAUUACUAUAAUAUUAUUCUUUGACCAGGCUGACAAAUAGUUUUCAAAAUGGAAGUUAGCAUUCAACAAUUGCGAAGUGAGAUUGCCCAGCUUAGCAAGGCAAUGCUUCAGAUGACAGAAUAUGCACAUGGCAUUACUAAACACCUGGCAAUGCAGGAUGAAAAAUUGGACAAUCUUGCACUUUGCAUCAAUCUUCUUUUGCCAAAGGAGAAACAGGAACGAAAAGUUUCCUUUGUACCUUCAAUGCCAACCGUAUCUUCCUCGCCAUCUUUAGCAACGAUUUCCGGUAACGAAAAAUUCGUUGGCAACUUAGUCACAUGUAAGAGUUCUCCCUCAAUUGCUGAAGAUGCGGAAAAAGAAACUGCAAAAACAAAAUCUGCAGAAGAUGAUGCAACAGCCUUCAGCAAAGUGAGAUUGGAAAAGAAAAGCAAACAUUCCAAGCUUCGUACUGAGCGCCAUAUCAAACGUAAAGCUGAGAGAUCUCUAGCCAACAAAACGAAAGAAUCAAAAGGCUUGCCAUCAAAAAAGAUGUCAUGCGAAAGCGGGGUGUUUUCCGCUGAUGAUUUGAUAACCGAUGACAUUUCGGAUGAAGUUAUUUACGAAUCAGCGUUAUCUGAUAAUGAGAUCAACAAAGGUCUGGAAAUAACAGUCACCGUCGACAGCGAGUCUAGCAUCGCUGCAUCUGCUGCAUUCACCGAAUCCCAUGAUGCGUUAAACGAAAGUGGCGGAGAUCACGAAACAUCGGACUCGAGUCCUAAGUCAUCGGACAUAAACCAGACUGCCGCUCAAAACCGCAUUCCGGAGACACCCAACACAGUUGUCAUUGUGGACGAAAACAUAACAGAAACCGAGCAGGCACGUACAGUUACAGAUACGCAUUGUGACGUCAAAAUACACGUCGCAGAUACCCAGCUACACAGUGGCGCCCAGGAUGAUAAGGCAGAUGGUAAAAACAAUCUCACUCUGAGCCCGGACCAUACUCUUGCACAAGGCAGAAGGGCGUCGUAUGCAGGUCUUACAGUAAAGCAAAAGCAGGCAAUAGGAGCACCAAGUACAAACGCAGAAAACAUGACACCGGCACAUAUGGAAAAUGUUGAGCGACCUCGCUGUUCAUCAAGCUGUGAAUUUCGCACCGACACCCCUAAAAGUGAUGCUGGUGACGUAUGUGCGGACCGAAGGUUAUUCGAAGUUAAGAGGCAGUUUUCCAAUACAAGCACAGAGAGCGCACCUGGUGGAAUACACCUUACCAUUCCUUCAAUGCGUGUUUCAGACUCUGAAGACGACGAAGUUGAAAUCAAACUGCCAAGUCCCCCAGCCCCGAAGUUUAACCAUCGAGUGGUUAAUGUUAAAAGCUCAACGUAUAAGCAUUUUUACGAACUCAAGGAACCGAUUGGAGGCGGUCGAUUUGGUCGGGUAUACCGAUGUGUUGAAAAGAAAACAGGAAUGCAACUCGCAGCGAAGUGCUUUCAAUGUAAGAAGCAAAUAAAAACGAGCUUGAGCAAAGCGAACUCACUCAAAAAAGCAAAACUACAUCUUAAAACGAAACGUACGGAACAGGAACCUGUUGGAAAGGAAGACGUAUUGACAGAGAUCGCUAUCAUGAACCAAAUCGAUCACGAAAAUAUCGUGAAACUUUAUGAUGCCUAUGAAAACGACAACCAGAUGACCCUAAUUAUCGAAUAUAUGGGCGGUGGGGAAUUGUUCGAGCGUGUCAUUUUGGACCAAUCACAGCUCACUGAGCUGGAUGCAAUUUUAUUCAUGAGGCAAAUUUCGAAAGCGGUUCAAUACCUGCAUAAAAAUCUUAUCCUACAUUUGGAUUUAAAGCCCGAAAAUAUAUUAUGUUUGGACCGAUCUACUCAUCAUUUAAAAAUCAUUGACUUUGGACUAGCCAGAAAAUACAAUCCACGGCAAAAGUUGAUGGUACAGUGGGGAACCCCUGAGUUUAUGGCGCCUGAGAUACUUAACUAUGAAUCUGUGAGCUCAGCAACCGAUAUGUGGAGUGUCGGUGUAAUCUGUUAUAUUUUACUAAGCGGUAUUUCCCCCUUCCUUGGCGACACUGAUGGAGAAACGAUGGAAAAUAUCAUGGACAUUGCGUGGGAGUUUGAAGAAGAACAUUUCGAUGACGUGUCAGCCGAUGCGAAAGAUUUUAUUUCUCGAUUGCUCGUGGAAGAAAAAAGUGGACGUCUGAGUGCAGCACAGUGUUUACGUCAUAAGUGGCUGUCGACACCUCUGACAAGCAAACGCAGAAAGGCCUUGAUGAAUAAAAAACAACUCAAGAACUUUAUGGCGCGAAUACAUUGGAAGGCGAGCAUUGCAGCUGUCACCGCGGCUAAUUGGUUGAGACAGCAAAUCGUUACGACAGACCAAUCCUCAAGCGACGCGACGGAAGUUUGAUGGUGACGUAACAAAGGUGAUUCACGAUCGAGGAAAAGCUUACUGUUGUUCAUCAAUAACAAAAGCUUCGGAAUGAGACCAAGGCGUUGUAGAGACUGCUGUUUACCUCUUCGUAAUAAAAGGCGCCAGCGUUGGACUCCAAAACAUAUUGCAUAUAGAUUGCUAUGAACAUUGUAUUUAAUAUAACCAAAUGCGAAAGAUACAUAGAAUCAUGUACUUGCAUGCAGUUACGAAAUAAAUUGUGCCCCGAAUUUUAUGAUGACACGAUUGUUUUGAUUCGUUUAAUAUAAUCGCAAAACACAA